ACUACGCAUGCUCCACCAGGGGAGCAUGCGCGGAUCUGGGGGGAAGGGGUGUUGUAUAUUCAUGAGCUAUGCAAAUAUAGCUCAUUCAGUUCAGCACUUUUACAAAAGGCCAGCAACAGCCUGCUGCCUCCUGAUUGGCCAGGACGCAGCAGGAGCUGUUGCCGGCCGAGAGUUACAUUUGAUUGGACAGGGGACUUGACAGCUGUUGCUGCCCAGUCCCCGGUCUCCUAUUGGCUGUUAUAUUUCGUUCACGUUGUAUAAAUACCUUGGCGCGUGCAGCGCCUGUUCGAAUCGCUGUCACUUCGUUCUUCCGUUUGAAUAAACCUUGUUCUUGUUGGUUAACCCUGGCUCUCGCAUCCUUCAUUUCCCAAUCUUCAAAAACGACAUCACGUGAGUGCCAUGUGCAACUCCAUUGACAUUGUUUGUAGGCAGUUAGCAAAGGUGUAAAUGAUGGUUGCGUGAUCACUGAAUGCUGCAACAUUCACAAUUUUGAGGACCGGCCAUACGUUUCCUAUUCAGAGCUGUCAUAAUUUUAAACCAUCACUGAACAAAUGGUCAUUAACCAAAGACUAUCCAUAGAAGGUUCUUUACACCUCCUUUCAACUCUGCACCACCACAAGGGGGGUACAUCUCAUAUUUUUUUUAAAAACCUGGCAUAGAGGAACCAGCAUGCUGCUCCUCAAAAAAAGAGUCAAGAUAAAAUCCGAUCUUGCACCACCUACUAUUUAUAUAUGCUAACUCCAUAUACUAUUCUGAGGGGGUGGAAUUAUGUGAUUGGUAAGCCCGGAUGCUGUCUUGAUUGCACAUAAUCAAUUUAAAAAUACCUAUAUUAGGUACGCUCGUGUGUUUUUAAAUUUUAUUUUUCGUGGUAAACCUUUUAAAAAUCUAUCAUGUGCUGAAAUAUUCCUGAUUACGCCACAAGGCUCCUUAACCAAAGGGUAACGUUGAAUCAAGGGAACGAAAACGCAGCGGAGGCAGGCAGACGAAAAGAAACCGUCGUCACGGGCUCGGAGUUCCGCAACUGCUGGCCACACGGGGGCGCCGCUCCCACAGCCAAAAUCUUCCGGCAUCUCAAUUGCCAAGCUCAGCGUCUUGGCCCAAAAUGCCCGGGUCCUGCUCGGAGAUCAAGCUGCGGGGAAGAUCCUGGCUGUCCUGGGCCCUCUGGGGCAGCUUGGCUCUGGCUCCGGCUUGCGGGUACGUGAUCGUGAAUUCGGUCUCCUGGUCGGUGCCAAACGAGGUGGAAGAAGAGCUGGACAGCUCCUCCAACGAAGAGGCUCUCCCCGCCCUCCUUGAAGACACCAGCAGUAUUUGGAAGCAGAGCUACCCGGCCUCGGUGUACAAAGAAGAGGAGAUGCGAACCCGGCCGGAAACGGGGAGGUCGAAGCAAAUCUCUUCGCCGUCGCGGAUGUUUUCUUACCGGAGGGAGGGCUCCAAAGGACCAGACAGCCCAGCGCUUCCUCUGGAGCAAGCAGCCAGAACGGCCCGGUUCCUGAUGCAUCGCCACGGCUGGGGCUUCUUGGCCACGAUAUCAACCCAAGAAAAGAUCAAGGGGGCACCAUUUGGGACUUGUUUAUCUAUCAGUGAUGGCCCCACAGACAACAGCACUGGGAUUCCUUACUUUUACAUGACUCCAAAGGAUAAAACUGUAGCUGAUCUGGUGAAAAAUUCAAUUGCUUCAUUGACAUUACCUGAAGCAGAAGGAGAUUUUUGCAGAAAAUCAAUUGUUGACCCUGAUGACCCAAGGUGUACCAGGCUAACUUUUAUUGGAAAGAUGGUUACAGUGCCUCCAGAAGAACUGGAAUCUGCCAAGCAAGCUCUGUUUUCUAGGCACCCCAUAAUGAGAAAAUGGCCUCGCAAUUAUGAAUGGUUCUUUAUGAAAAUGAAUAUUGAACAUAUAUGGCUACAGGACUGGUAUGGAGGAAUUACAAUUAUUACUUUGGAGGAAUAUUUCAAAGCAGUUCCUAGUGAAACAUAAUUGAAUUUUUAAGUAUGAGAAUUCAGCAUUUUCAUAUUUAAUUCAGAACAAAGAGUUUUAUAUACUAGGUUAUCGGGUAUUUAUUUAAUAUUUUUGUGCAAAGUUUUGAAUGUGGCUCCAUGUUAACUGAAGCAAAAUUACUUUUGAACAUUAGAAAAAAACCUGCAGAUGUUAAACAGUCUGGAGACAGAUCAUACUAAGUUAUUGUUUAAGAUGUUUUCAAUACUUUUGGAUUUUUAUAAAUACGAAUCUCACAAGAUCUAUUGAAAUAAUACAAUCUAAAACUAGGCAGAAAUUCCAAACCUAUAUGUAAUGAGUGGUAUAAUGAUUGAUAUAUUAAUGUCCCUAACUGCUUGUAAUCAAAUAUCUAAUAAUAUAUUUUAUAUAUGUUGCAUUUUAAUUAAAUGUAUAUUACAGAUUUAAUUUUUCCAUAGCUACAGGUUUAUCUUUUAAAUGAUUUAGAAAGAGCUUUAUGAAAAAAAAUAGAAAAAAAGCUAAGAUCUGAAACUUUCCAGAAAUGAUUAGAUAAUUUACUUCACUUCAUUAUCUCAGACUAACAAAUACAGCUGGCAGUUAUUGUUCUGCAUGUAAAUAUUAAGCUAUUGUACAAAACCCUUACUUCUCAGAACUUCCUUGCUUCAGGAAAAAGAGAUCUGAAGUUAUUACUUCAUUUCCAAUAUUAUAUUUUUGCUAUUGUUUAAGUCUGAAUAAGCUACAGAGUGUGUUAACAAUACUCAGUGUUAACUGUGAAUUUUAAAUAAUGGUUUAUGUUUAUUUAUUUAUUUAAUUGAGUGAUUGAUUGAUCAAUCGAUUUAUUGACUUGUACCCGUCCAUUUUACAUUUGUGAGUUCGGAAGGUGACCAAGAAAAAUUAUAAAUGAAAACAUUAGCUAGCUGAUCAUUUAAAACCAGCACUAAAAUUUAAGCCGUAAUCAACUAAAUUUUUGAUACAAUAUGAAUCAUUAGAAAUAUUAAUUCCAGGAGUAGAGGCCAAGCACAAUUUAUGAGGAAUUGUGGGAAAUAAACAAAAGGCCAUUUCCUGCAUGACAGAAAGAUAAACCAGCGGGAAUAUCUUCAAGAAGGCUAUUCCUGCUGGUCCCUUUUUAAUAUGCAUGGUAAUAUUUUUAUUUUAUUUAUUUAGUUUGUCACUC
Molecule: messenger RNA, 3125 nt
Organism: Thamnophis elegans (Western terrestrial garter snake)
Lineage: Eukaryota; Metazoa; Chordata; Lepidosauria; Squamata; Natricidae
Gene: CREG2
Product: cellular repressor of E1A stimulated genes 2
Exons: 4
Coding region: 1103-1975 (290 amino acids)
Source: RefSeq, a predicted model, not a curated record